ACACGCCUGUGUGCGUACCAUCUCGUUUGUUUUUAUUUUAUUUGCUUGCUCAAUUUGCCCACCGCCCUUCCUCCGGAGAUCCCAGGGCGGUGCACAACGAAAAAAUGCAAAUUACAUAACGGAACAAAAAGGAAACCAAUAACCCCCCCGUCCUGCCAAAGCCGUGAGAAGGCCGCAGAAAUACGAAGGCCCAGCUAUAGAGAGACAGUUUUGCCUGGCACCCAAAGUGAUUCCCUUGCAGAGCAAAAAGGGGUGUCGGACUCAGGCGAGGACCCCCCGGGAGAAGCAGAGCCUCCUCGCCGGCCUGCGGGUCACCCCAAGUCACCAGGGGGGUGCAACUUUGAGGCUCCCGCCCCCCCAGGGGCCGAUUCCCGCAUUCUUCCGGUUCGGCCCGGACUGGCGAGGAGGUCAGCAGAUGGGUCAAGUCCAGAAGACGGGGAAGAGUCCGAUCGAGAGGAUGGGAGCUACUGCCCCCCCGUCAAGCGCGAAAGGACCUCUUCCCUCACACAGUUCCCGCCUUCGCAGUCAGUGACAAAGAACAAUGUCUUCAUGCCAUCGAGCUUAUGCGAGCCUUCGGCGGGGAACUCCGACUCUGAGCCAGAGGAAAAAAGCACUGGAUUCAGGUUGAAGCCUCCCACUCUCAUCCAUGGCCAGGCGCCCAGCGCAGGGGUCCCCAGCCAGAAACCGAAGGAACAGCAGAGAAGCGUCCUGCGCCCGGCAGUAUUACAAGCCCCCCAGCCAAAGGCUUUCUCGCAAACAGUUCCAAGCAGCGGGACCAACGGCGUAAGCAUCCCUCCGGACCCCGUGGCCGCCGUGUCGGAAUCCGCAACGAACGCCGUGCCCAAAAGCCCCGACACAGAGGAGAAGGAGUCCAACAGCACCUCGGAGACAGAGAAGGCAGACCAGAACACACCACAGUCCUUCGUGUUUGGGCAGAACCUAAGGGAUCGUGUGAAGCUAGGGGACGAGGCCGACGGCGCUGUCGACGCGCAGAACUCCCGGCUCCCCAACUCGGAGGCACCUCUGGCCACAAACUACUUCCUCCAGUACAUCAGCUCCAGCAUAGAAAACUCGACGCACAGCGCGGAGGCCCCCAGUAACAAGUUUGUGUUUGGCCAGAACAUGAGCGAGAGAGUCUUGAGCCCCCCCAAGUCGAGCGAAGCCAGCACAGACAGCGUCAAGGAGAACGCCGGUGGAGAUUCAGGCUCGGAGUCCUCGUCGCAAGAAGCCACUCCCGAGAAAGCCAACAACAUUUCAGAGUCGCUGGCCGAGUCUGCUGCAGCCUACACGAAGGCGACGGCCAGGAGGUGUCUUCUGGAGAAGGUGGAGGUGAUCACGGGGGAAGAAGCCGAGAGCAACGUCCUACAGAUACAAUGCAAGUUGUUUGUCUUUGAUAAGAACUCCCAGUCUUGGGUCGAAAGAGGCCGGGGACUCCUGCGGCUCAACGACAUGGCUUCCACAGACGACGGGACGCUACAGUCGCGCCUUGUGAUGAGAACGCAAGGCAGCCUUCGGCUAAUCCUGAACACCAAACUCUGGGCUCAGAUGCAGAUCGACAAAGCCAGCGAAAAGAGCAUCCGAAUCACAGCGAUGGACACAGAGGACCAAGGAGUCAAGGUCUUCCUUAUAUCGGCCAGCUCCAAAGACACGGGGCAGCUCUACGCGGCCUUGCACCACCGGAUCCUGGCCUUGCGGAGUCGGGUGGAGCAGGAGCAGGAAGCCAGCAGCGCAGCGCCGGAGCCCGAAGUGACCCAGUCCAACGAGGAAGACAGCGACGACGACGUCCUCGCCCCCUCGGGGUCGCCCGGAAGUGGUCCCACCAACGAAGGGGACGGGCAGACGACAGGCGGCACAUAGCAGCCACGAUCCGCGCCGCCGGCAAGAGCCACCGCCCCCCGCCGACACCACCGCCCUCUUUGCAGACCCCCCUCUUGCGGGGCGGGGAGGGCCGCCCUCCCUCCGACCAGCUCUUGCUCCGGGCAGCGACGGAAGCGCUUGAGAUUGACGAACUCUGUACAUCCCAGUUCUGGUUUUUUCUUUUUUUUCCUUUCCCCCCUUCCUCCCCCAUCGUGCGUUGGACUUUUGGGGGGGCGGGGCAGGGGGGGCGGAUCUGUCGAUUCCAUAUUAAAACGAGAAAACGCAGCGGACUUUGGACAAAACAGGCUGAAUGUGGUUUUGGGACAUGUACAAAAAGAGAAAGAAAAUGCUCAUCAUAUUGAUGAGCCCAGGGAGGAGAGGAAUCCCCUUUUCCUCCCUUCCUCUCUCUGCCCCCCCCCCACACUUGGCGAAUAUUUGAGGGGGGGGAGGCGCCUAGAGACUUGCCACGACUUGCCCACGGGGAACCUCCCGAUUCUCCUCUCCGGUAGCCCUCCAGGCCUGCGCCGCAGACGAAUCCCGUCUCCGACCACCAUCCCUGCCGGAUUCCACACGGAAGACUCUCUUCUCUCCCCUACCCCAAUUUGCCAUUUUUCCUCCUCUUUUU
Podarcis raffonei (Aeolian wall lizard) is the source of this 2482-nucleotide messenger RNA. RefSeq names its product RAN binding protein 3 (gene RANBP3). Gene Ontology annotation, biological process: protein export from nucleus. Bases 550 to 1857 code for a protein of 435 amino acids. The transcript is spliced from 17 exons. Lineage: Eukaryota; Metazoa; Chordata; Lepidosauria; Squamata; Lacertidae. Gene Ontology annotation, molecular function: GTPase activator activity. The record is from RefSeq and is a predicted model, not a curated record. Gene Ontology annotation, cellular component: cytoplasm; nuclear pore.